Molecule: messenger RNA, 3506 nt
Organism: Schizosaccharomyces japonicus yFS275
Lineage: Eukaryota; Fungi; Ascomycota; Schizosaccharomycetes; Schizosaccharomycetales; Schizosaccharomycetaceae
Exons: 1
Coding region: 1-2346 (781 amino acids)
Biological process (GO): mRNA splicing, via spliceosome
Cellular component (GO): protein-containing complex
Molecular function (GO): ATP binding; nucleic acid binding; nucleotide binding
Source: RefSeq, a predicted model, not a curated record
AUGGAUGAAUUAGAGCAGUUGGAGUAUUUAUCCGUGGUUUCAAAAGUUGCAUCAGAAUUAUACAACCAUUUUAGUAUUGAAGACAAAACGUUGGCAGAAUUCAUUAUAAAUAUACACGAAAACUCAAAAAAUUUUGAAGAAUUUAAAGAGAACGUGCAUGUUGUUGGCGGGGAAUUCGCAGACAGUUUUUUGAGGACGCUAGACCGACUUAUAAAGGAUUUGCAUCCUCGAUACCAAAAAAACAAUGGGCAUGAAAAUGAGACUAGGACACAUGGCCAAUCUAAGGAUUCUACAACAACUGAACAUUCAGUUCUAACAGAAUCAUCAGAGCAACUUAGGAAGAAAGAUCUUUUUCCUGCUCUGCAAAUUCCUAACCAAAUUAAUUACUCUCAAAAAGAAAAUGAAAGCAAUGAUGAAUCUGCUGGUGGGUUCAACAAUACUGACCGAACAUAUAAAACAGCCUAUUCUCAGCCUUUUGGUGAGCGACAGCAUUCACCUAAUUUACGGAAUCGCUCACAUGGGGACAGAGAAAAUAGGUAUCUGCGUAAUAAUGAUGAACGCUCUUUUUUAUCUUCGCGCCGCAAUUCGCGCUCAAGCUACUUGGAAGAUAAACCAAAAAUAAAUGGCGUAUAUACUGGCGUUGUAUCUGGAAUUAAGGAUUUUGGCGUGUUUGUCACCUUAGACGGAAUUCGCCAACGCACGAGCGGACUUGUUCAUAUCUCAAAUAUACAACAGAAUCGUCGAGUGGAACACCCUUCUGAUGUCGUCGCCUACGGCGAACGCGUCUAUGUCAAAGUCAUAAAAAUCGACGAGGCGAUGAAGAAGUACAGUCUGUCAAUGAAGGAUGUGGAUCAGGAAACAGGGGAGGAUCUAAAACUUCCUCAAAAAAAUAGCAUAUCAGCUAGCGGAGCAAACUCGGUGCCGCUUGGUUCAUUAGCAGAUGAAGCGUCACCAAGUUACCAUUCCUCAAGUGAAAAAAUGCCUAUGCAUAGGAAACGCUUGGCCUCGCCAGAGCUUUGGGAAUUACAACAGUUAGCAGCUUCGGGCGCUGUUUCACUUGAUACUAUACCUGGGAUUGAAGAUGAUUUUCAAACUUCAAAAGUUGCUGAGAUUGACCCAGAAGAGGAAGAAGAUGUUGAAAUUGAGGUCCGCGAGGAUGAACCAAGUUUUCUGGCUGGACAGACAAAACAAUCACUUAAGCUUUCUCCUAUAAAAAUUGUUAAGGCUCCUGACGGAUCACUUUCGAGAGCGGCUAUGCAAGGUCAAGUACUAGCAAGUGAGCGUCGUGAAGCCCGUCAGCAGGCCGCAAAGGCAAAAGCAAAAGAGGAACUCUCCACGCAAGACCUGGCUCUUUCUUGGCAGGACUCAAUGGCACGCCCGGAAGACCGGAAAUUUGCUCAGGAUGUACAAACGGCUGCAGCUAAAGAAGUAGCAUCUGCUUUGCCAAGCUGGCGUAAUGACUCAAAGCCCGCGUUUGUUUCCUAUGGAAAACGUACCAUGCUUAGUAUCAAUGAACAGCGCGAAAGCUUACCUGUAUACAAGCUUCGUCAACAAUUCUUAGAAGCUGUCGCAAGUAACCAGGUUCUUGUUCUCCUUGGUGAAACAGGUUCAGGAAAAACGACUCAAAUUACUCAAUACUUGGCAGAAGAAGGUUAUACCCGUGGAAGCAAAAAGAUUGCUUGUACGCAGCCUCGCCGUGUUGCGGCCAUGUCGGUUGCAAAACGUGUUGCAGAGGAAGUCGGCUGUCGUGUUGGCGAAGAAGUUGGUUAUACUAUACGUUUUGAAGAUCGUACUAGCAAUCUCACUCGAAUCAAGUAUAUGACAGAUGGCAUGUUACAACGCGAGUGUCUUGUCGAUCCACUGCUACAUCAAUAUUCUGUCGUCAUUCUUGAUGAAGCACACGAACGUACUGUUGCCACGGACGUUCUAUUCGGAUUGUUAAAAAGCGCCGUUUUAAAACGGAAGGAUCUAAAGCUAAUUGUAACAUCCGCAACUUUGGACGCAGAAAGAUUCUCAAGUUAUUUCCACAAAUGUCCCAUCUUUACUAUCCCGGGCCGUUCAUAUCCCGUCGAAAUUCUUUACACAAAGGAGCCAGAACCAGAUUACUUGGAUGCUGCUUUACUCACUGUUUUGCAGAUCCAUUUAACUGAAGGUCCUGGUGACAUACUGGUUUUUCUAACAGGUCAGGAAGAAAUUGAUACGAGUUGUGAAAUUCUUCAUGAGCGAGUAAAAGCAUUAGGAAAUAUGAUUCCAGAACUUGUUAUAUUGCCCGUGUACUCGGCACUUCCCUCGGAAAUUCCAAAAGUCGUAUUUUCGAACCUGCACCACCAGGAGGGAGAAAAGUAAUUUUAGCAACUAACAUUGCUGAAACAAGUUUGACUAUUGAUGGCAUUUAUUAUGUUGUCGAUCCUGGCUUUGUCAAACAGAGUUGCUAUGACCCAAAACUGGGAAUGGACUCUCUUGUUGUUACACCGAUUUCACAGGCCCAAGCACGUCAACGUAGUGGUCGUGCAGGUCGUACAGGUCCCGGUAAAUGCUAUCGACUAUAUACUGAAAGUGCGUUUCGCAACGAAAUGCUUGUUAGCCCGAUUCCUGAGAUACAGCGGCAAAAUUUGUCACAUACCAUCCUUAUGUUAAAAGCUAUGGGCAUAAAUGAUCUAUUAAACUUUGAUUUUAUGGAUCCGCCACCGGCGCAAACAAUGAUUGCUGCACUAGAGAAUCUUUACGCGCUCUCCGCUCUAGAUGAUGAUGGUUUGCUAACUCCGUUGGGCAGAAAGAUGGCUGAUUUCCCUAUGGAACCGCAAUUAUCCAAAGUGCUGUUAAAGAGCGUUGAAUAUGGAUGUUCAGACGAAAUUCUAAGCAUUAUCGCCAUGCUUAGUGUUCCGAAUAUAUGGAGCCGUCCGCGUGAAAAGCAGCAAGAGGCUGAUCGCCAUAGAGCUCAGUUUUCGAAUCCGGAGAGUGACCAUCUCACACUUUUGAAUGUGUACUUUGCGUGGAAAAGUAACCGAUGUUCAGACAGUUGGUGUUAUGACAAUUACAUCCAGGCUCGCGGAAUGCGACGAGCGGAGGACGUCCGAAAUCAACUUGCUCGUCUUAUGGAUCGGCAUAAGCAUCCGAUAAUAUCAUGCGGGCGGAAUCGUGAAUCCAUUCUUAAAGCUUUGUGCUCCGGACACUUUACUAAUGUAGCCAAAAGGGAUUCUCGCGAAGGCUGCUACAAAACCUUGGUUGAGAAUGCUCCUGUGUUUAUGCAUCCCAGUGGGGUCUUGUUUGGUAAACCAGCUGAAUGGGUAAUUUAUCACGAACUCAUACAAACAUCAAAAGAAUACAUGCACACAGUGAGUACUAUCAACCCGCGAUGGUUGACUGAAGUGGCACCUAAUUUUUACAAACUUGCGGAUGUCAAUCAUGUCUCAAAAGCAAAACAAAAAGAGAAGAUUAUUCCCUUAUUUAAUCGUUUUGAGAAGCCUGAUGAAUGGAGAAUCUCGAAACAACGUCGGGUGCGGUAG